GUUGUUUGAUUUCAAAACAGAGCAAGAGAUCCUAAAACAUCCAAACUGCAAAUCUCAGACGGCAUAAUACAGAAGCAUGGGCUCAAAAGGUUCUAGCAUCCUUAGCUUGGUAAAAUCACCCGCCCAGAUAAGUACAAUCACCAUCAUCGGAACUGGCACUGUCUACCUUCUGUAUCAUAUUUGGAAACCAAAAGGGCAACCCCAGAAAGAAAAUGAACAUGGUGAACUGAGAACUCAAAUAGAGCAACUGCAGAAAACAAUUGAGCAACUCCAGACCGAACUUCACCAACUCCAGACCAAACUUCACCAACUCCAGAAUGAACUUGAAUGGAGAAAGGCUCGUAAUGAGACAGAUGACAUCACUCUUGAUGCCGGAACAGCCCACCCCAACCUCUCCAUUGCUGGGGAUAAGAAGAGUUUGAAACAUGAAGCCCAACCUCAAAAAGUUCCAGCAAAUCCAGAGAGGUUUGAUUCGACUGUCUGUGUGUUGGGUUUUGAAGGAUUCUCUUCUGGAAAGCACUACUGGGAGGUGGACGUUAAGAAGAUCAGUGACUGGGACCUGGGAGUUGCCAAAGAAUCAAUACAGAGAAAAGGAAAACUUUCCUUAUCCCCUAAAGAGGGAUUCUGGGCUUUGGGUCUGAGUGGGAGAGAUUAUUGGGCAAAAACAGAUCCAUGGACCCAGGUCACGGUGCAGAAAAAGCCCCAGAAAAUUGGAGUUUACCUUAAUUGCCAAGAUGGGCGGGUGACCUUUUUCAAUGUAACUGACAUGUCUGUGUUGUUCACAUUUAAUGAUUGUUCAUUCUCAGGAGAGCUUUAUCCAUUCUUUAAAAAUUCCCACAAAGAAACAACAAUGAGAGUUUGUUCAAUUAAAGAAGAGUAAUCAAUUUAAAAUGCCAUGAUGUUCCGUUUUGUUGACCAAACACAGCCAAAGCCCUGUGCUGCUUCAUGGCACUGUUGACCAAACUGAAUCAAAGUAACAGAACACUUUGCAGUUAGAAGAAAGGUGAUCUGGAAUAACAUUCCCUGUGAAAUUAUAGUUACAAAUAUUGCUAAUGCUGCAGGGGUGGCUCCCCAAAUUAGGAAUGGAACUGUACUGGAAUCUCACAAACAGAGCUAUUAAUGAUGAAAGUAAUUUUUUUCAUUGCUAACUUCCUGUUUAUCUGGAUUAGGUGUAUUAGCAGCUAAGAGUAAGCAAAUGAUGUCCUAUACUAAUGUUUCUCUGCUAAACUGAAUAACCAAUCUUUGAGUCAGGUAUAAAUACAGAUGGGGAAUGCACCCAGUCUUGAGAAAGCUUGACCAGUUGCACUGCUGUCUUCAGGAUGGGUUGGUAAUCGAUUGACUUUUCCUUUCUGUAUUAUGUUGUACUAAUUUUGAUUAAUAAUUUUUGAUUAAUAAAAGUUGA
Molecule: messenger RNA, 1402 nt
Organism: Terrapene triunguis (Three-toed box turtle)
Lineage: Eukaryota; Metazoa; Chordata; Testudines; Emydidae
Product: butyrophilin subfamily 1 member A1-like
Exons: 11
Coding region: 77-880 (267 amino acids)
Molecular function (GO): protein binding
Source: RefSeq, a predicted model, not a curated record